AACAAGCAUUUUCUGAUGAUUUUAAUAAAUUUAAUCUAUUUUCAAAUUUGUUGUCUUUCAAAUCUAUUGAAAUCACGCGAUCGAUCAAUAUUUUAUAUAAACAAUAAUAAAACCACCAUCUCAGCAAAAAGUCUGCUAUAUGUGUAACGUAGGAAUUCAAAGAAAAGACGUCGAGGCGACCAUUUCUCACCAGUACAACCCUGAGUCAGAGAAAAACAGAGAGAAGAUGGAGGCAACUGCCAAAGUAUCAUCAAUAUUUAUAUACCCAGUUAAAUCAUGCCGUGGAAUUUCCCUCUCUCAGGCACCUCUAACUCCUACUGGAUUUCGAUGGGAUCGGAACUGGUUAGUUGUGAACUACAGAGGAAGGGCAUAUACCCAAAGAGUUGAACCAAAGCUUGCUUUAGUUGAGAUAGAGCUGCCGGAUGAGGCAUUUUCGGAGGGCUGGGAACCUACUAAGAACUCAUUUAUGAAAAUAAAGGCUCCUGGGAUGAGUGUGCUUAAGAUAUCUCUGAUGAAGCCAAGUGAAGUAGUGGAGGGUGUCUCGGUAUGGGAGUGGUCUGGCUCUGCAUUGGAUGAGGGAGCUGAAGCAGCAAAAUGGUUCUCAGAUUAUUUGGGGAAACCCAGUCAACUAGUACGUUUUAAUGCAGCUUCAGAAACAAGGCUCAUAGAUCCUAAUUAUGCACCUGGACACAAAACUAUGUUUUCUGACCUCUUUCCGUUCAUGCUGAUCUCCCAGGGAUCUUUGGAUGCACUGAAUCAGCUUCUCAGGGAACCUGUUCCUAUUAAUCGUUUUAGACCAAACAUCCUUGUUGAAGGCUGCGAACCAUUUUCUGAGGACUUGUGGACUGAAAUUAGGAUAAGCAAGUUCACAUUUGAAGGUGUCAAGCUAUGUUCCCGCUGCAAGAUACCUACAAUCAAUCAAGAUACUGGGAUUGGAGGGACUGAGCCAAAUGAAACUCUAAAGAAAAUCCGAUCAGAUAAAGUUUUGCGCCCAGAUAAGAAACAGCAGGGAAAGAUCUAUUUUGGACAGAACUUGGUUUGGAAGGAAAACCCUAGUGAAGGGCAUGGAAAGAUUGUUAAAGUGGGAGAUCCUGUUUUCGUCCUUAAGAAGAGGAUAACUGAAUGGAAAUGGAGUUCGUGGAGCGAAUUCGCUCAUCUCUCUCCUGUAAUCGCAAAUCCAAUUGAUGCUCUGACCUCACCAUAAAUGUUCAUGAUUCACAAACUGACAAGGCAUCAAGAAUCAAGGGGCUUGGUAAGAGGCUUGUUUGCGGGGCCGUGCAUUAAAACAAAGAGGUGGUGGUUUCAAAAUAGGUGUGAAAAGUUCAAUUUAAUCCUUUUAAUUUUUUAAAUGAUCACUUUUCAGCCUUUUUAGUUGUUUAAAAUUAAAUUUUGACAUAAGAUUUUAUUUUUUAGUCCUUUUCUUGGCUUGAGAGAGAAGAAAGUCUUGAUUAACAUCUAUUUCAGCCAUCAAGAUAGAUGAUCUUGAUAUUAGUGAGUUCUAUUCGAUAAAGAAAGUUCCAAUAAUGUAUAUUUUGGUAUUAUUGUUGCUUGAUAUAGUAGAUCUAAGCUUAAAAAGUUUUUGGAUUCAA
Messenger RNA from Populus nigra (black poplar), 1589 nucleotides. RefSeq lists its product as uncharacterized. The transcript is spliced from 9 exons. Lineage: Eukaryota; Viridiplantae; Streptophyta; Magnoliopsida; Malpighiales; Salicaceae. Gene Ontology annotation, molecular function: molybdenum ion binding; catalytic activity; pyridoxal phosphate binding. Bases 140 to 1204 code for a protein of 354 amino acids. The record is from RefSeq and is a predicted model, not a curated record.